Frieseomelitta varia is the source of this 1951-nucleotide messenger RNA. RefSeq lists its product as uncharacterized. The transcript has 5 exons. The record is from RefSeq and is a predicted model, not a curated record. Bases 230 to 1816 code for a protein of 528 amino acids. NCBI's taxonomy places the organism in Eukaryota, Metazoa, Arthropoda, Insecta, Hymenoptera, Apidae.
CGUCACGAUUGGAUCGAGGACGCAUGCGUAAUAAGUACGAUGCGAGUAUCGUACGUCAAAAUAGUAAAGACGAAUCAGAAUCAUAUGAUAGUUUUUAUCAAGUCACAUACGCAUAAUGAAAUUUAAGUUUUUGACUUUUAUCAUCGAAAAAAACUCUAACCUCUUCCCUCUUGCAUAUCUGCAAGAUACAAUGUAUACUACCUCUACUAUGAUACAAUAUUUAUGAAAAAUGCAUGGAAUCAAGAGAUUAUUAGUUUUCUGCACAUUAACAACUAUCUUACCAAUUUUGCUUCUUGUAAUACCACUGUAUUUACGUCAUAAUUUCUAUGCAAAUGUAGCAUAUGCUGUAACGGAUUCUGAUAUUUUGGAAAUUACUGAUGGUAUUUCUACAAUAUUCUGCUCUGCACAUACUUUACAAAUGAAUAGAACAUUCAAUGCAUUUCAAAUGACACAAAAACCAGAAAUAACUUCAUACAGAAAACAUAUACGUCUUAAAAAAAGUAUGAUUUUACCAGAUGAUACACUAGAGUACUGGGGAUUCUAUCUUUUAGAAGGAUCAAGUGUGGCACUCUCUGUAUGCUCAAGGUUCCAAGGUGCAUCUAUACUUGUUGUGAAAGGAGAACGUAAUUUACGAACAUGUGGAAUGUUAGAGCAUCGCAAUACACAAGUUGUAGAGAGUAUAUUUCUGCCAGAGGCAAAAAAACAAGUUAAAGUAACAUUUAAGUCAAAUACAGAAAAAAGUAAUUUUAAUAACAAUAUUGCACAAAACAAUUACAAUGAUACAUUAGAUAACAUUGAAGAUAGAUUGUUACACAAUAUUACUUUAAAUAAUAUUACUUUAAAUAAUACUGAUCAGGAUAUUGCAAAUCUCUAUUCUCAUUUGAAAGGUCAUUCUGUGUCUAAUGUCAUGGAAAAUCGCGAAGAAGAACCAAAAACAUUACAGGAUAAAAAUAUUCAAUACCUUAUAAAUCCCCUGGAAAAAGAAACUACACAUAGUAUCAGAAAAUUAAGGCACGCUAAAAAAAAGGAAUAUAAAGAACAAAUGAAAGAAAUAAAAAGAAAUAUUGCAAUGCAGCGAAAAAAAAGUACACAAAGAAAUGUCAGAAACAAUUCUUAUAUUAAAAGAGAUAUAAAUGAUAAAUACAGUUUAAUACUAGAAAAAUUGUUGAGGAGAAACUUGAGUUUAGGAGAUAAUAGAAAUGAUGUUAAAAAUGAAAUGAAAGCGCAAUAUGAAAAACCAAAAGAAAGAAUCAAAAGAAACGAAGAAGUUGUUAAUCCCACACAUUUGCUUGAUCAAGGUGUUAAACAUGGUGGAAAUGCAGGAAACAUAACCGAUGCUGAUAAUGAUUCUUCUGUAUCCAGUUUUGAAAAUGAAUUAUUUAAAUGUUACGGAGGCUCAAUUUUAAUGGCUCAGGAAUUUGCACCAUCUGAGCAGUGCACUAAUGUUACUUACUUAUUGAAUAGCAAACAUAUGCAGGCAGUACAUAAUGUUGUAGAAGAUGGUUACUAUUAUUAUAUUUUUUACAGUGACAAUGAUAUUGUGUCAAAUGAUAUAUAUGCAUUAUUUGACAUUUAUAAACCUACUCUUCAUUACGAGAAUAUAACAAAAUCUUGUCUAAAUCAAACAAGAUGUAGUUUUCCGAUUAAUAUACUAUCUUCUGACAGAGUAAUUGUUGAAAUACCAACUAAAGAUGAUUUUGAAUAUGAGGUAGAUGAUGUUAAUUUUCUUUUAUCAAUUUGUCAUCCACGUACGGAAGUGUACAUAAUUUUUCCUGUUGCAGUAUUACUCUUUAUCCUUGCUUGUGCUUUUAUGUAAUAUAUUUUAUUACUUUUGCAUAUGCUGUGUAUAUAUCAUGAACAUUAAAUUUUAUUCACAUAUCGUUAAAAAACAUAUUCAAUUAAUAGAAUAAAAUAUCAGUAUAUGUAUUUGUAGAUACAUAUAUAAAUAUCU